AUGUUUAUCUUGUGGACCACGCUCUUUUCUCGCGGGCCGGACCUGACGCGCACCAUCCCUCAAUUGUUGUUCGGACACACGAUUGUACGCACAGCAGCAGCAGCAGCAGCAGCAGCGACAGGAAGUACGAUGGAAGGCGCCAACUUUACCCCGCAGCAGAAGACCGAGCUUGUCAACCGAGUCCGCUCGGAAGUGCAGCAGCAGGCGCUCCAGGAACUGACACAGAACCUGCAGGAAAAGUGCUUUGACAAGUGCAUUGCACGCCCAAGCGGCAAGCUGGACGGCAAGCAGCAGAACUGUCUCGCGCUGUGCAUCAACCGCUACAUUGACACGAUGAAAGUGGUCUCGGAGGCGAUGGUCCAGCGUGGGCCUCAGGGCUAA
Messenger RNA from Peronospora matthiolae, 381 nucleotides. The record is from the annotation of a GenBank genome assembly. NCBI's taxonomy places the organism in Eukaryota, Oomycota, Peronosporomycetes, Peronosporales, Peronosporaceae.